AUGGCAGACGAUCACGAUACUUGCUCUACGAGCUCGCAUCCCAUUGUCCGCUCCGACUCAUCCACAUCAACCGCUCCUUCCGACCAUAACGAGCCCAUCAUUCACCAGCCCAUCCCGACUCGUCCACGUUUGCCGAGCCGCAAGAGCAGCGGGCCGCUCGUUGUUCCCCGUGAUAGCUCAGAAGUCGGCCCCGUCGACUCGCACUUUGGUCCCGACGACGUCCGCGCCAUGAGCCCUCGACGAACCAGCGAAGACAUUGACAAGCUCGGCAAAGAAGCUCGUGAAGAGCUGCAUCGACACGCCAAAGCUCUGCAAGAAUCGCUCAUUGAUAUCUUUAACCGCAUAGAGGCUGUUCGUGAAGAGCACGACAAGCUCGACAGUAACAACAAGUUCCUGCAAAAGUACAUUGGCGACCUCAUGAGCACCAGCAAGAUUACAGCCUCCACCAGUCGAGCCAAGAAAUAG
This is a messenger RNA of Beauveria bassiana ARSEF 2860, 465 nucleotides long. RefSeq names its product bZIP transcription factor. Bases 1 to 465 code for a protein of 154 amino acids. The record is from RefSeq and is a predicted model, not a curated record. Gene Ontology annotation, cellular component: trans-Golgi network. Lineage: Eukaryota; Fungi; Ascomycota; Sordariomycetes; Hypocreales; Cordycipitaceae. The transcript is spliced from 2 exons.